GGGCGCGGAGAAGGGCCCUGGGCUGGGCCGAGGCGGCGGCGGGCGGCGGCGCGGGGUCACGGCGGCGCCAUGGGGAAGCGGGAUAACCGUGUGGCUUAUAUGAAUCCCAUAGCUAUGGCCAGGGCACGAGGUCCUGCCCCAAAUUCAGGACCAACAAUACAAGACUACUUGAACAGGCCAAGACCAACAUGGGAAGAAGUGAAAGAGCAACUAGAAAAGAAAAAGAAAGGAUCCAGGGCUUUGGCUGAGUUUGAAGAAAAGAUGAAUGAGAAUUGGAGGAAAGAACUGGAAAAACACAGGGAGAAAUUACUGGGUGGAAAUGAAAGCUCCUCCAAAAAAAAAGAGAAAAAGAAAAAGGAAAAGAAGAAGUCUAAUAGGUUGUCUUCAUCUUCCUCUUCUUCAUCAAGCUCUGAUUCUUCCAGCAGUUCAUCUGAUUCAGAAGAUGAGGAUAAAAAGCAAGGGAAGAAAAGAAGGAAGAAGAAGUAUCGCUCCUCACGGAAAUCUUCAGCAAGCACAACUUCAGAAUCUGAGUCAGACAGCAAGGAUAGCACAAAAAAGAAGAGGUCAAAGGAAGACUGUGAAAAAGAGAAGGACGGUAAAAAUCACCACAGGAAAAGGAAGAAAGCAGAUCGUGGUGAUGCUCCUUUAUCGUCAGAAUCUGUAUCUGAAUCGGACCAGACAGAGGAGGUGCAAGCGAAAAAGAAGAAAAGCAAUGACGAAAAAGAGAAAACAGAUAAAACAAAAAAGAGAAAGAAGCACAAGAAACAUGGUAAAAAGAAGAAAAAGAAGACUGCUGGUUCAAAUUCAGAUUCAGAAUAAUAUUUUAAAACAACCGGAGACUAUCAACAGAAGUGCAAUGACUAAAGGAAACUUAAACUGUGAAAUGACAGCAAACUUUACCA
Melozone crissalis (California towhee) is the source of this 902-nucleotide messenger RNA. RefSeq names its product family with sequence similarity 133 member B (gene FAM133B). The record is from RefSeq and is a predicted model, not a curated record. Bases 70 to 819 code for a protein of 249 amino acids. The transcript is spliced from 11 exons. NCBI's taxonomy places the organism in Eukaryota, Metazoa, Chordata, Aves, Passeriformes, Passerellidae.